Messenger RNA from Linum tenue, 1359 nucleotides. Lineage: Eukaryota; Viridiplantae; Streptophyta; Magnoliopsida; Malpighiales; Linaceae. The record is from the annotation of a GenBank genome assembly.
AUGGAAAAUGAAGCAACCGCUGCCCUGAUCGUGAUACCCAAGCUUGAGAAGCUAUCGGAUGCUGCAGAAGAAGGAAGGGAAGGGGAAGGGGAAAGGAUCGAAUUGAAGAGCUUGAGAUUAUGUUUAAAGUUUCUAUGCGUGGAGGAUCAAUCCAAGCUCUGGACGUCGUGUCUGUCGUGGUCGGUGUUCUUCCUUCUCACCGUUGUCAACCCGAUCGUCUCCCACUUUCUGCUUUUGUGCGCUGAUUGUGAUCAGGAGCAUCAGCGGCCUUACGACUCCGUGGUGCAGCUGUCUCUGUCUCUUUGUGCUAUCAUUUCUUUCCUCUGCCUGUCUUAUUGGUCUCGCAAGUAUGGGUUCAGGAAGUUUCUGUUUCUGGACAAGUUGGAUGAUGAGAGCCCCCGGAUUCGUCGAGGAUACCAGCAGGAGCUCAAGAGAUCAAUGGGGCUUCUGUGCACAUUUGUGCUGCCCUGUUUUGCGGUUGAGAGUGCAUACAGAAUAUGGUGGUAUGUUACUGGAGCCUUCGAGAUACCCUAUGUGGAGAACAUGUACUUGAGCGACACAAUCAUCUGCAUAUUGCAGCUGGCCUCCUGGGUUUACCGCAUCUCGAUUUUCAUCCUGGUCUGCAUUCUAUACCGGCUCAUUUGCCAUCUCCAGAUACUCAGACUGGAGGAGUUCGCGGACUUCUUUCAGACUGAGAGCGAGGUUGGUUCGAUUUUGAAAGAGCAUCUCAGGAUCAGAAGGAACCUAAGGAUUAUAAGCCAUCGGUUCAGAAGGUUCAUUCUCUCGUCUCUGCUCCUUGUCACCGCUAGUCAGCUGAUGUCAUUGUUCGUCACUACUCGGUCAUCUACUACUAACAACAUCUAUGAGGCUGGAGAACUCACGCUCUGCUCUAUUAAUCUGGUGAUAGGGCUAUUCAUAUGCUUGCGCAGUGCAACGAAGAUCACCCACAGAGCACAGGCCAUUACAAGCCUUGCUGCCAAGUGGCACGUCUGCGCAACUAUCAACUCAUCGUACGAUCCAAACAUCGCGGAUGGCGACACUCCAACUAGCCAUCAGGUAUCUGAUCCCAGCUGUGGUCAUGUGCACCCCAUCAAUAUUGGGUGGGUGUUGGAUGAAGAUGGGGAUGAUAAAGAAGAAGAUGACGAUGAUGAGAACUCCAAUAUCUCCAACAUGGUGCCGAUUUUCGCACAUACAAUCUCUUUUCAAAAGAGACAAGCUCUAGUGACGUAUCUAGAGAACAACAAGGCAGGAAUGACGGUGUUUGGGUUCAUGAUGGAUAGGACGUGGCUUCACACCAUAUUUGGAGUUGAAUUAGCCCUCCUCCUAUGGUUGCUUAAUAAGACAAUAGGUAAUCUAUAG